GUUUGACCCGCUGAAUGUUCUGCCCAUUCUCCCAGUCGGUUUUGCAUGUGCAAAAUGGAAGACGAGGGACCCAGACACCGGCAAAGGCAUGCCACCAACGAGGCCGACGCCUCCUUGGAGCGCAUGGGGAUCAAGUCGGAUCUGCACCGCGACUCCUUUUCCAGCCUCUCGAUGCUGGGGAUGGCAUUUGCGAUCGUCAACUCGUGGUGUGCCAUUGGAACGACGGUAAACGCCUCUCUGCCCUCUGGCGGACCCAGCAGUGCCGUCUGGGGCAUCGCGGUCGCGGGCAUCUUCAAUCUGUGCUGCGGCGUGUCGCUGGCAGAGUUUCUAUCAGCUUAUCCCACUGCUGGUGGCCAAUAUCACUGGGCUGCUGUUGCGAGCUGGAAGUCGACGAGACGCGCCGUCAGCUAUAUCACCGGCUGGAUCAACCUCGCUGCAUGGGUCUGUCUGGCAGCGUCCAACUGCCUGCUCGUCAGUGGAAUAAUAAUGGGUUACGCCCAGCUGGUUUAUCCUGCCUUCGAGCCAACGCCGUGGCAGCGGUUUCUGCUGUAUAUCGCCAUCGAUGUGAUUGCAUUCAGCUACAACCUGCUGGCCAACCGCUUCCUCGCGCACCUGAAUAAAUACAACAUGUUCUUUACUCUCGCUGGCUUCAUCAUGAGCUUAGCUACGAUUCUCGCGUGCGCAUCCCCCAACUUUCAGAGCGGCAGCUUUGUAUUUGGCGGGUUUAUCAACCAGUCUGGCUGGCCAGAUGGUUGGGCCUGGCAGCUGGGCCUGCUACAGGGUGCUUUCUCGGUCACUGCCUACGACUCGACGAUCCAUAUGAUCGAGGAAAUGCCGAACCCCACGACGCAAGGCCCUAGACUUAUCAUCUAUGCCAUCACGAUGGCAGUCAUCACUGGCUUUGGCUAUAUCGCUGCAGUGCUCGCCGUCAUGAACGAUAUUCCCUCGGCCAUCGAUGCACCAGAGCCCCUCCUUGAGAUCUACUACCAGGCCACGCAGAACAAGGCGGGGAGCAUCUGUUUGAUGAUGUUUCCACUUCUUUCGUUCGUCCUGUGCGCAAUCGACGACACAGCCACCGCCGCUCGCAUGGCGUACGCCCUCGCCCGCGACGGUGGAAUGCCCUUCAGUCGCCAUUUUGAACGCGUGAGCCCCCGGUUUGGUGUGCCUGUCGUUGGACUUGUGUGGUGCUUUUGCUGGGUCAUCGUCCUUGGGCUCAUCUUCCUCGGCUCUGAUAAUGCCUUCAAUGCCAUUAUUUCGGCGGCGGUCGUCUGCUUUACCAUUACUUAUGCCAUUCCACCUGGCAUAAACCUCCUACGUGGCCGCCGCAUGCUGCCUGAAAACCGCAGCUUCAAGCUCCCCAACGUCGUCGGGUAUAUAUGCAAUAUUGCCGACGUCGCCUGGGCCUUGCUGACUCCGGUGCUCUUCGUAUGGCCGACGUCGAACCCCGUCGACCCGGUCAAUAUGAACUACUGCGUUGUUGCGUUUGGGGUUAUCCUUGUUAUCGCUGGGUCGAACUGGAUCCUGAGCGCUCGCAAGUCCUACCGGCCUCCUGCUCUGGAGCUGGUCCACAGCCAGCCUGUAGAGAUUGACGCUGAUGAAGGUACGGACGCGGGCAAGUGGGAGGCCAAGGGCCUCAGUGAUAUAGCAAAGACUGAGUAGUUAAUGUAAAUAUAGACAGAAUAAAGCAAUGCAGUGAAGUAUACUAGAAUAGAAUCAAUAUACAUCAGAUUGCAGAAGCCUG
Aspergillus versicolor CBS 583.65 is the source of this 1741-nucleotide messenger RNA. RefSeq lists its product as uncharacterized. The transcript is spliced from 2 exons. The coding region runs from base 46 to 1659 and encodes 537 amino acids. The record is from RefSeq and is a predicted model, not a curated record. Lineage: Eukaryota; Fungi; Ascomycota; Eurotiomycetes; Eurotiales; Aspergillaceae. Gene Ontology annotation, cellular component: membrane. Gene Ontology annotation, biological process: transmembrane transport. Gene Ontology annotation, molecular function: transmembrane transporter activity.